AUGACAGCGGCUAACGGCCACUUUGCCAGUGUCGGCGACGACGGCGACACGCAGUCGUUUGAGCACGGCAUCCAAGUCAUUGACGAGAACAAGACAUUCAACGCGAAGCUACCGGCAUACCUCGACGUGCAGCAUGUCUUGCGCCAGGGCUUCAACUACCACCUCAUCUCCGUCUUUGGCAGUCAGAGCACGGGAAAGAGCACGCUGCUCAACCACCUGUUCGGCACCCACUUCGGUGUCAUGUCAGAGUCGGAGCGUCGCCAAACCACAAAGGGAAUCUGGAUGAGCAAGAACAAGCGCGACCAGGCCGAGGGAGGCGCUAUCAAGAUGGCCGAGAACAUCCUGGUCAUGGACGUCGAGGGUACCGACGGUCGCGAGCGUGGAGAGGACCAGGACUUUGAGCGCAAGAGCGCCCUGUUCGCCCUGGCCACCAGUGAGGUCCUGAUCGUCAACAUCUGGGAACACCAAGUUGGUCUGUACCAGGGUGCCAACAUGGGCCUGCUCAAGACGGUCUUUGAAGUCAACCUGCAGCUCUUCCUCAAGGACAACAACUCAACACCUCGCUCACUCCUAUUCUUCGUCAUUCGCGACCACAUCGGCACCACUCCCCUGUCCAACCUACGUCAGACUCUCCUCGCCGAUCUCACGCGCAUCUGGUCCACCUUGUCAAAGCCCCCGGGUCUCGAGAACUCCAAGAUUGAAGACUACUUCGACUUCGCCUUCACCGCGCUACCUCACAAGAUCCUCCAGCCCGAACAAUUUGUCGAGUCCGUGGCCAAGUUGGGCUCGCGCUUCCGCGAAGGUCAGAAGAGUUCUAGGACAAACCCUUUCUCCGACGAGCAGGCGGAGCCCAUCCUGCUCCCCGAAUACCACCGCAGAAUCCCUGCCGAUGGUUUCUCCAUGUACGCCGGCAACAUUUGGGAGCAAAUCGACAGCAACAAAGAUCUCGAUCUACCCACCCAGCAAGAGCUUUUGGCACAAUUCAGAUGCGACGAAAUCGCUCGUGAAGUGCUCGUUGCCUUUGACGACGUCAUCACACCGCUCGAGUCCAAGCAGGUGGAUGCUGCCAAGGCUGGAGCUCCAAGUAUCCUCGCUGGUCUCGGCAAGGCUAUGAACGUGGCGCGCGCAAAGGUCCUCAAAGACUUCACCAGUGAAGCAAGCAGGUACCACCAGGGCGUCUAUAAGCGCAAGAGUGCCGAACUCGAGACAAGCGUCGAUGCAAGACUCAAGGCUCUCUUCCAGGGCCAGCUCUCCGCCGCUCACAAGACCGGUGUCCACCAAUUCACCGAGUCCAUCUCGACGGCAGUCAAGUCUGGUCAGAAGAAGGGUAGCAAUUAUGACUUCCAAAAGAUUGUCAAUGCUGAGAAGCAGAAGGCUAUUGGAAAGUACGAGGAGGAGGCAACAGGCCUUGUCAUUGAAGGUGCCUCCUGGAGCAACUACCAGCAAGAGCUGGAUCUCUACCGCAAAGAUCUCGACGAAGCCAGUGCUCGUCUGCGCAAGGACGAGAUGCGCCGCCUCGCCUCCCGCGUAGAGCGCUGGGUCCGUUCUCAUCUCGGCGAGUCCAUCGGUGUACAAUUUAACAAACUUGGUUCUGGUCGUGGCGGCUCCGGCGCACCCGAGACCGGCGAGAGAGGUUCAAUUGAAAAAGAUCUCUGGGAUCGCAUCUGGCUCGUCUUUACCGAGACGGUCAAGCAUGCCGAAUCACGCUUCACCGAGCGCGCAAAGGGCUUCGAUGCUAGUCCCGAAGAAGUCGAAAUCGGUCUCUGGCGUCUACGUCGCAAGUCAUGGGGAGUCUUGCGGGCCAAAAUCGACGAGGAAGUCAUGGAGGGAAACUUACUCCUCAAGCUUAGAGAAAACUUCGAAGACAAGUUCCGCUAUGAUGAGGAAGGUGUUCCUCGUAUCUGGCGCCCCUCUGACGAUAUCGAGGGAAUCUACACCCGUGCGCGGGAGAGUACACUCGAGCUCAUUCCUCUCCUUUCGAAAUUCAAGCUUCAUGAGACAAAGUCGUUGCCGCCGCUUGAAGAGUGGAUCGGCCAGACUCCUGCCGAGAUUUCUUCUGCUGACGAAGAAGAUUUGCACCCUAUCGGUGGUGUUGACGAAGAAGAUGGCAAGACCAUUGAUGAGGAAAUGACUGUUCUCAGCGAUGCAAAGAAGCAGGACCUUAGUGUGAGGUUCAAGAAGACUGCUGAUGGUGUUUACGUCGAAGCCAAGCGUAGCGCUAUCGGUGGUGUUACUCAAGUGCCGCUUUAUUUCUAUGGUCUUUUGCUCGCUCUGGGAUGGAAUGAGAUUGUUGCUGUCCUCCGCAACCCUCUUUACUUUGUCUUCUUGAUCCUCCUCGGUGUAGGCGGUUACGUAACCUACACACUCAACCUCUGGGGCCCUAUCAUCCGCAUGUCAAACGCCGCAAGCGCACAAGGCAUCGUGGUCUUCAAGGAGCGUCUGCGUGAAUUCCUAGAGACGUCGGAUACCGGUCGUCAAGCCAUGGCUAUGUCUGGCAGUAAACCUUCUGAGCGUGAACAGUACAGAAUGGAUACGCUCAAUACCGAUGGCAAGAAGAAUGCUUCUGCAGCUACUGUGGAAGAGGAUGAAGAUAUUUGA
This is a messenger RNA of Aureobasidium subglaciale EXF-2481, 2598 nucleotides long. RefSeq lists its product as uncharacterized. Gene Ontology annotation, biological process: endoplasmic reticulum membrane fusion. Gene Ontology annotation, cellular component: endoplasmic reticulum. The coding region runs from base 1 to 2598 and encodes 865 amino acids. The record is from RefSeq and is a predicted model, not a curated record. The transcript is spliced from 4 exons. Lineage: Eukaryota; Fungi; Ascomycota; Dothideomycetes; Dothideales; Saccotheciaceae. Gene Ontology annotation, molecular function: GTP binding; GTPase activity.